Sardina pilchardus (European sardine) is the source of this 1617-nucleotide messenger RNA. Its product is annotated as alpha-(1,3)-fucosyltransferase 7-like. Lineage: Eukaryota; Metazoa; Chordata; Actinopteri; Clupeiformes; Clupeidae. The record is from RefSeq and is a predicted model, not a curated record. The coding region runs from base 1 to 1026 and encodes 341 amino acids. Gene Ontology annotation, molecular function: alpha-(1->3)-fucosyltransferase activity. Gene Ontology annotation, cellular component: membrane. The transcript has a single exon.
AUGCGACUUCAUUCCCAGUGGCUUCGGGUGGCGCUCUUCAUUACAUUUUUCAUUCUCUUUGGGAGACUACUUCUCCAGUGGCUGUCAGUAGAGAGCAGCACAGGCGUCCGGAAUCACAAGAUUUUAGUGUGGCACUGGCCAUUUGGGAACUCAUUAAAUCUAGCUGGUGACUUUUGCAAAGACAAGUUUGGGGUACCCAACUGCAUCAUGGUGGAUGAUCAGUCCCAGUUCUCUGAUGCUGACGUUGUGAUUUUCCACAACCGAGAGCUGAUCCAACGUGAACAGAAAUUGCCUGUGAACCUCAAUCGGCCCAAGAGCCAGAGAUGGGUAUGGUUGACCAUGAAGAGCCCAGACUAUAACGGGAAUGUGAUACCAUUUGCUGGAUACUUUAACUGGACCAUGACCUACCACCAAGAUGCAGACAUUUAUUCACCUCACGGGGUUAUGGUGCCAAAGGACUUUGAAACUGAUGAGCCAAUUGAGGAUUUGAUCCCAAAAGGAAAGACUCACUUGGUAUGUUGGGUGGUAAACGACUUUUCACCAGACCAUAAAAGAACCGCUAUUUACGAUAAGCUGAAAACUGUGAUACCAAUUGAAGUGUAUGGUGAGGAAGUGAACAGAGGCCUAACUGAUGACACUCUAUUACCGACCAUCUCUCGCUGCUUCUUCUAUCUGGCCUUUGAAAACUCCGUCUUCAGAGACUACAUCACAGAGGAGUUAUGGCACAACGCCUACCGGAGUGGCGCUGUGCCUGUGGUCUUUGGUCCUCCCCGGGAGGACUAUGAAGCAGUGGCACAAAAAGACUCCUUCAUCCAUGUGAAUGACUUCAGCACCAUAGAGGAGCUCGGACAGUUCCUUCGGAAGCUGGUUAUGAAUGGCGACGCCUAUGCCUCGUACUUCAACUGGAGACGUAAAUACACUGUCGUAGUUAAACACUGGGUGGAACUUGCAUGUGAAUUCUGUCCCAAAAUCAGCAGCAUGCCACCACAUAAGGUGUAUAAGGACUUGGAUGGUUGGCAGCGGUAAGGCUAUGACAGGCAAAAAUCAUAUACCGACAGGGACAGGUCUGGGUUUGUGUUUUUUAAUAUAGAAAGUCUUUGUUGGUACCAAAUGAAAAUGAAAUUAGAAUGUAUGUUGUAUAAAGGUAUAUGGUGAUACGGUGGUAGUUCAUGGGUGGUACUGGUAAUGUUAAUCGUGAUGUAAUGACAUGUUGCUCUCUGUGGCAGUGCUUAUCCCAACAUAAUAACAUGCUCUGUGCGGUCAUCUCGUCCAUCCUGUCACAUUCUGAGCCAUGAUCAUCUUGCAUUAUAUAUGACUUGACUUUGACCACAAUAAACCUGCUGCUAUUUAGUUUUAGACAUGUACAGUAUAUGGCUCGAAAGAAAGAAAAUAAGACAGAUUAGAACAUAAAAGGGCAGCAAAGGGCAUCAGUUCAGAACCGGCAGAUACUACACAACUGGAUUACAUAAAGAGAUAGAAAGCCUCAAUACAUUCUACCUGUACCAUGAAAACAGUACAAGUAUGGCUUAGCAAAUUUAUGUUUAUUAGUAUUUGUCAUUAUUUGUCAUUUGUACUGUAUAUUAUUAUUUGUUGCAUCACUUUUGAAAGUACGCACAG